AUGAACGGGACAGAGGGCCAAGACUUCUAUGUGCCCAUGUCCAACAAGACUGGGGUGGUGCGGAGCCCCUUUGAGUACCCCCAGUACUACCUGGCUGAGCCCUGGAAGUUCUCGGCACUGGCUGCCUACAUGUUCAUGCUGAUCCUGUUCGGCUUCCCUGUCAACUUCCUCACGCUGUACGUCACCAUCCAGCACAAGAAGCUCCGGACGCCUCUAAACUACAUCCUUCUGAACCUGGCGGUUGCCAACCUCUUCAUGGUUUUUGGAGGUUUCACAACCACCAUGUACACUUCGAUGAACGGGUAUUUUGUCUUUGGAGUAACAGGGUGCAACAUCGAAGGCUUCUUUGCUACGCUGGGUGGCGAAAUUGCUCUCUGGUCGCUGGUUGUCCUGGCUGUUGAAAGAUACGUAGUGGUCUGCAAGCCCAUGAGCAACUUCCGCUUCGGGGAGAACCAUGCCAUCAUGGGCGUUGCCUUCUCCUGGAUCAUGGCCUUGGCGUGUGCGGCUCCCCCGCUGUUUGGCUGGUCCAGGUACAUCCCCGAAGGCAUGCAGUGCUCGUGCGGGAUCGACUAUUACACUCUGAAGCCAGAGAUCAACAAUGAAUCUUUCGUCAUCUACAUGUUUGUGGUUCAUUUCACGAUCCCGCUGACAGUCAUUUUCUUCUGCUACGGGAACCUGGUUUGCACUGUCAAGGAGGCUGCCGCCCAGCAGCAGGAGUCUGCCACCACCCAGAAGGCGGAGAAGGAAGUCACCCGCAUGGUUGUCAUCAUGGUCAUCGCCUUCCUGAUCUGCUGGCUCCCCUACGCCAGUGUCGCUUUCUACAUCUUCACCAACCAAGGGGCAGACUUCGGGCCCAUCUUCAUGACCAUCCCGGCUUUCUUUGCCAAGAGCUCUGCCAUCUACAACCCUGUGAUUUACAUCGUAAUGAACAAACAGUUCCGUAACUGCAUGAUCACAACCCUCUGCUGCGGCAAGAACCCGCUGGGCGAUGAGGACACGUCUGCUGGCAAGACAGAGACCUCCUCCGUCUCCACCAGCCAGGUCUCUCCCGCGUAG
This is a messenger RNA of Gavia stellata (red-throated loon), 1056 nucleotides long. It is a transcript of the gene RHO, whose product is annotated as rhodopsin. Gene Ontology annotation, cellular component: membrane; photoreceptor outer segment. The transcript is spliced from 5 exons. Gene Ontology annotation, biological process: visual perception; G protein-coupled receptor signaling pathway; phototransduction. The coding region runs from base 1 to 1056 and encodes 351 amino acids. Gene Ontology annotation, molecular function: G protein-coupled receptor activity. The record is from RefSeq and is a predicted model, not a curated record. Lineage: Eukaryota; Metazoa; Chordata; Aves; Gaviiformes; Gaviidae.